CUCAAAACCAUCAGUUUACAGAUCGAGCUUAAAAGAAAGAAAAGAAUAGAGAGAGAGAGAGAGAGCUAGAGAUCAUAGUGAUCAUAUAUAUUGGAGGGUUGAAAAUGAAGAAGACAGGCAGUAAUGAUGAUGCAACGAAGCCUGAUAGAAAGACAGUGGAGAGGAACAGAAGAAUUCAUAUGAAAGGGCUAUGCUUUAAGCUUGCUUCUCUUAUUCCUAAUCUCCAAAACAUCAAACCCUCCAGGGACAUGGUUUCGCAGCAAGAUAAGCUUGAUUACGCCACCCGCUAUAUCACCCAGCUGAGAGAAAGAAUAGAAAAGUUAAAGCGUAAGAAGGAACAAGUUGCAGUGAGUUUAGGUACUGGUAGCUGUAAUAUGAUUGAUGGCACGGGGAAUGGCUCAUGGCUUCCUGUUGUUGAUUUAAGAGACUUGGGUUCCAGUAUAGAAGUGAUUUUGAUAAGUGGGUUGCAGAAGAACUUCAUGUAUGAAGUUACUUGUAUUCUUCAGGAAGAAGGUGCUGAAGUUGUCAGCAGUAGCUUUUAUACUGUGGGUGAUAAAAUUUUCCAUACAGUUCAUGCUCAGCCGAAGAUUUCUAGAAUUGGGGUUGAGACUUCAAGGGUAUGGCAAAGAUUGCAAGAACUAAAAAACUGAGUGGGUUUCUGCAUGCAAAUCUUACUAGUUUCUCAUCAGAGCUAGCUGCUAGCAUUCAACAACAGUACUUAAUUAAGCCUGUUUGUUCACUAUUUGUGUGCAAGUUAUA
Messenger RNA from Juglans microcarpa x Juglans regia, 759 nucleotides. Its product is annotated as transcription factor bHLH162-like. The record is from RefSeq and is a predicted model, not a curated record. Gene Ontology annotation, cellular component: RNA polymerase II transcription regulator complex. NCBI's taxonomy places the organism in Eukaryota, Viridiplantae, Streptophyta, Magnoliopsida, Fagales, Juglandaceae. The coding region runs from base 105 to 650 and encodes 181 amino acids. Gene Ontology annotation, molecular function: protein dimerization activity; RNA polymerase II transcription regulatory region sequence-specific DNA binding; DNA-binding transcription factor activity, RNA polymerase II-specific. Gene Ontology annotation, biological process: regulation of transcription by RNA polymerase II. The transcript has 3 exons.